Molecule: messenger RNA, 1364 nt
Organism: Notothenia coriiceps (black rockcod)
Lineage: Eukaryota; Metazoa; Chordata; Actinopteri; Perciformes; Nototheniidae
Product: immunoglobulin superfamily member 22-like
Biological process (GO): sarcomere organization
Cellular component (GO): M band
Molecular function (GO): protein binding
Source: RefSeq, a predicted model, not a curated record
GAACACAUCGGAUCAUCAUCAUCAUGAAAUUAGAUCUCCUCCAGUCCACUGGGGGCAGAGUGCAGCAGAUGGAACAGCAGAUGGGCCAGGUGAGACAGAUGUCAGAUAUGCAAAUGUUCUACUCAUCCACCUCCUCCACCUUUACCUCCUCCACAAGCUCCACCAAGCUGCGAAAAGUCUCUCAGGAGCACUUGGUGGAGUCCUUCAGCCAGGUACUGAAAUCCCCUCAGAUCUCAGAGGGAGUGUCUGUCCCAGAUUUUGAUGAGAAGCUGUGCCCUAUCACUGCCCAAGAGGAUCUAGCGCUGGUCUUCAUAAAGAUGCUGAAGAAGCGUAAUGUGGGGAAGAGGGAGGAGAAGUGGCCCCCUAUAGAGGAGGAGAUGCUGAAGAUCCUGGCCAGAGACGACAAAAAGGACGACGAGAGGAUCUGCACCGACUUCAGCAUCUUCAAGAAGCUGAAGGAGAUGAAGAAGAAAGUGGAGGUGGAGGUAGGUGUGCUGAAGCCCCUUGAGGACAUCACUGCCAAAGCUGACACCAACAUCGUCUUUGACACCACUGAAACUAAAGAUCCAAAAAUCAGGAUGCACUGGUUUCUGGGGGUCCUUGUGGUCAAACAGGGAGCCGUCCACAGGCUGAUCUUCUCUGAUGUGACUGACGCUCAUGAGGGCAAAUACACUUUCAGAGCCAAUGGGGCUGAGAGCGAGGCUGUACCCACUAUUGCAGAUCCUCCGGAAAUUGAUUCCUCUGUGCUGGACUUGUUGGGAGCUCAACCUGUGACUUUGAAGGCAGGCCAGACCGCCUCUAUUAAGAUCCUCUUUAAGGGCAAACCCCCUCCCAAGGUCACCUGGUACAAGGAAGGUGCGGAGAUCAUGGAGGAUGAGAGGACUGAGGUGGAGAGGACGGCUGACGGCACCAUGCUGGUGCUCAGCAGGUGAGUGAGGCAAGACAGUGGAGCAAUUAUGCUCCGUCUAAAGAGUGACUGUAACAGUGCAGUGGCCAACCUGCACCUCAAUGUGAUUGACCAUCCUAAGCCUCCUCAAGGGAAAGUGGAGUUUCUUGAACUAUCAAUAAAGUGUAACAAGAUGAGGUGGAAAACCCUGCGGUACAAUGGAGGUAAGCAAGUGACCAGCUUUGUGAUUGAACGGAGCGUGGCUGGUAAGAAGUCCUACCCUGUUGGUGAAGUAGACAGCAGGGCCACCAUCUUCCCAGAUAACAAAGUGGAGCAGGGCCGGGCCUACCAGUACCGCAUCAGGGCCGUGAAGGUGGAGGGAAUGAGCAACCCUCUGGAGACAGAGGAGGUGCACGCUGGAGAACCUGUAGAGCCCCCAGGCAAAGCGUCCCAGCCCCAGGCUAAGCCUGAUAUAUGA